AGAGAGUAGGCUUGAAAUGAGGAAGGCUGCUGCAAAGCUGAGCAUUUCUUUGGAAGAAUCACAACAGCAAAGAUUCAUGAGUGGUAAUUACUGUAAUCUCAAUUUGAGAGAAAUCUGUGAUUCUGAUAUCAAGAUUGACAAAAAACAAAAGAGUCACUGUGAAUUUGAUAAAGAUGGAAGGAGUUUCAGACACUAUUCCAUCUGUUCUCAGGAUAGUAGAUGUAGGGAAUGCUCUACUGGACAGGUAGACCUUGUUGAGUCUCGUGAGAAGCCUCCUGAAGUGCAAGCUUAUCAAUGUGAGAUGGCCUUCAGCUUGAAUUCAGACCUAAUUAGAUCUCAGAAAAGUCAUAGUGGAGAAAUGCUUUAUACACAUAAUGAAGGUGAGAAGGCCUUCAGCAGUAAUUCAAAGCUCAUUGACCAUGGAAAGAAACAUUAUGACUGCAAUGAAUGUGGGAGAGCCUUUAAAGGACAGUUAUCAUUUAUUCAGCAUCAGAAAUGUCAUACUAGCGAAAAGCUACAUAAUUGUAUGCAAUGUGGAAAGGCCUUUGAGAGACAGUCCUCCCUUACUUCCCAUCAGAGAAUUCAUACUAAAGAGAAAUCCCUUGAGUGUCGUGAAUGUGGUGAAGUUUUCAAUGAAAAGUCAUCCUUUGUUGUACAUCAGAGAAGUCACACCAAAGAGAAAUGUUAUGAAUGCAAUCAGUGUGGAAAGACUUUCAGACAGAAAUCCAAUCUUGCCGAACAUCAGAGAAUCCACACUGGUGAGAAACCUUUUAAAUGUAAUCAGUGUGGAAAGACUUUUAGACACAGCUCUAGUCUUGCUAAUCAUCAGAGAAUCCACACUGGAGAGAAACCUUAUGAAUGUAAUGAAUGUGGAAAGGCUUUCACACAGAGCUCCAAUCUUGCUCAACAUAAGAGACUCCACACUGGAGAGAAACCUUAUACAUGUAACCAAUGUGGCAAGACUUUCACAUACCACUCCAGUUUUGCACUACACCAGAGAAUCCACACUGGAGAAAAACCUUAUGAAUGUUAUCGAUGUGGAAAGACUUUCAGACAGAGUGUCAGUCUUGUUGUACAUCAGAGGAUUCACAGGAAAGAAACCUUAAAAAUGUAAUCGGAGUGGAAAGACUUUCAGAUGCACCUCCAGUCUUGCCGUACAUCUGAGAAGCCACACUGGAGAGAAACCUUAUGAAUGUAAUCAGUGUGCUUAAGAUCUUCCAGCAACAAUCAUCCCUGAUUUCCCAUGGAAAAAUUCAUAUUAGAUAUAAACUUAUCACUGUAAUUUAUGAGGAAAGGCAUUCAAAUGGAGUAUAGAGCUUGUUAGAUAUCAGAAAAUUUAUUCUGGGGACAAACUGAAUUUGCACUCAAUGUGGGAAGACCUUUAGUUAGAGAUCAUCUCUUACUUUGCAUCUGACCAUUCACAGUGGAGAGAAACUUUACGAAUGUGCUCAAUUGGGACAUGUCUUUUGCUGAAACAUAGAGAUCUCUAGACAUCAGAAUAUUCACACUGGAAAGAAGACUUAUAAAAGCAAUAAUUGUGGGAAAGCCUUGAUGUGGAGGUCAUACUUGACCGUACCUUGGAGAAAUUAUACUAGAGAUAAAACUUAUAGAUCUAAUUAACAAGAGAUGACCUGUUGCUUGAGCACAGUCCUAAUUAGAUAUCCCAAAUUUCAUACUGUAUAUAAAGCCUUAUAAAUGUAAUGAGUUUUGCUCUGAGGUACUAUUGUUUUUUUCAGUACUCCUCAAUAAUAUUUCAUAGCAAAUACCAUAACUUCAUCAGCCAUUUCCCAGUCAAUUAAUAUGGUCUUGUUUCCUGCUCUUUGUUGACAUAAAAAAUUCUGGUAUAAAUAUUUUGGUAACUGUAGGACACUUAUUUCUGUAAUGAUUUCUUUUGGCUGGUAGGUGGCACAGUGAAUAGAGUGCUGCUCCUGAAGCUAUAUGACCUGAGUUCAAACUCAGUCUCUGAAACUUACUAUAUGUGUGAACCUGGGCAAAUCAUUUAACCUUUUAAUGCCUUAGUUCUUGCUAUCUGUACAAUUUAUAUACUAAGGGGUGGAGCCAAGAUGACAGAGUAAAGGCAAGGAGUCACCUGAUCUUCUCCAAAUCCCCCUCCAAAUGACUUUAAAAUAAUUUCUCAAGACAAAUUCUGAAGCGGCAUCACCAACAAAAGGAAGUAGCAAAAUAAUUUUCCAGUUCAGACAACUUAGAAGGUUGGCGGGAAAGAUCUGUCUCACUGGGUGAGAGUGGAGUGCACCCCAGUGCAGGUUGUGCCCCAGCAAGCCAACUGCAAGUCUCAAGGCCAACUGAAUCAGCAGGCCAACAGUGACUUCAGAAGCUCUCAGCCCACAUGUGCGUUGGGCCGCCAAGGUUUUUCUUUUUCUUUUCCGGAGUGCCAAGAGAGCUGCUCCCUUCACACCUUCUUUCAGGUCCCUGUUCGGGCGCCACUUGUUGCCCCCAACUAGUGGGGCACCUCACGGGAGAGCGCGAAAUGAAGAAACGUGGGCCAGGAGGGUCAAUGAAGACGGAGCCGCUUAUUCAUCUGAGGGUCACAGUUUAUAUAGGCAAAAUUACAUAGUUUCAAAGAGUCAUUCCCAUGGGACACUCCCUAACCUUAGCCCUCAUACGUGACUGCUAUUGUUCAUUCCUGCCUGUUAUCAGGGCUUAAGGGUCAGUCAGAAUGUUUACAGAACCUCCCCUUGCAUUGGAGAAUGGUGAGCGAAUCAUCCGGAGAAUGUGAGCCUUUGAGGGUAAGAACAGGCAAGACUUAAGCUUUGUCCUGCACUCUUCAACCCAAACUGGACUCCUCAGAGCUGGCCCUCUACACAAGAAAAAACAAACAAAAAAAAAAAA
Molecule: messenger RNA, 2850 nt
Organism: Vombatus ursinus (common wombat)
Lineage: Eukaryota; Metazoa; Chordata; Mammalia; Diprotodontia; Vombatidae
Product: zinc finger protein 239-like
Exons: 2
Coding region: 17-1114 (365 amino acids)
Biological process (GO): regulation of DNA-templated transcription
Molecular function (GO): DNA-binding transcription factor activity, RNA polymerase II-specific; RNA polymerase II cis-regulatory region sequence-specific DNA binding
Source: RefSeq, a predicted model, not a curated record